Molecule: messenger RNA, 2223 nt
Organism: Habropoda laboriosa
Lineage: Eukaryota; Metazoa; Arthropoda; Insecta; Hymenoptera; Apidae
Exons: 3
Coding region: 1-2223 (740 amino acids)
Biological process (GO): regulation of mitotic spindle organization; activation of protein kinase activity
Cellular component (GO): spindle; microtubule
Source: RefSeq, a predicted model, not a curated record
AUGAUGAUUACAAUUUUACCACUUUUCAAUGAUGAUGGUAUUUUUGUAGUAGCGUACGAAUUACACUCACAAGAGAACUUCGGGGACUUCAAGAGAAAAUUUUUUAACAUAAUGGACAGUUUUUGUGCUCCACAGUGGACAGACUUCAUGUGCCCACAAACUCCUUCUGACAGUUAUUUUGAAAGAGAACAUGAGGAACAUGAACGGCAACUGCAGUUCAUUACUAACUUUAAGCUGUGCAAAUCCUUACAGUAUAAGGAAGAGAAUUUAAAUGAGCAACAGGUCAAUGAAACAAACUUUGAUGACAGUUUAGAACCAGAACCACCUGCAUGUACUAAUGUAGUGUAUUUUAUACCACAUGACAAUAAGAAACAGCCUGCAGAAGACAUGAAUUUAAACAAUGCUGUGAAAAACUUAAAACUAGAUGAAAUGUCCAGUAAAAUCCACCAAACAUGGAGUAUACCUGUAAGUGAGCUAACAUCUGCCUUUAAGGUGUCAACAGCAAAACAUAAAUUUAGAACAGCUGCACCUGAGAAGAUUAAAAAUAUGUCAAAAACAAAGAAUACUGUUCUUGGUUUUUCCUCAAAGAAUAUUGUUAAAAAGAAAAACAAUGUACAAAUUGGUUUGACAAAGGAUAAGAGCAAGUCAGUGGCAAAAACAAAGGCUGAUAAUUGUGUAAAUAGUCUUUCUGAGGAAAGAUUAUCUUUCAAAAUCGUAUCUGCCUCCCCGAGAAAAUUAAAUUCGUUUAAAACGAAACAAUGCUCCUUGGGUAAAUCACAGCCUAAGGUGCUCACUUGUCAAUAUCGCAGGCGAAGUUUGAUGAAGUACCGUAGGUGCUCAAACCAGUUUGUAAGUCUGGCAGAGGCUGUUUCAAAAUAUCAAAAUGGUACACCUCAGAGAUUCCGUACAAUUAGUAAUAAGGAUUUAAAACCAGGUCCUCUAACGAAAUUAAAACAAUCUCCAUUGAAGCUCACUUUUCCAGUUUCUCCUGCACUCAGAUCUAAGCAGAGGAGGAGAAAGACUACUAUUUUAAGUGAACAGGAGCGUGAAAAGUUAGAGCUUGAAGAAAGAAAGAAACACCAGGUCAAAGCAAAUCCCAUACCAAUUAAUAUUUUAAAGGGUCCAUCUGUGUUGAAGAAGGUGGCCAAGAAACCAACCACUAUCACAGAGGAGUUCCAUUUGACUCAGUCUAGGAAAACUCGUCACACAGCAAGUGUCCACCAGAUGAAUUUACAGCAGAAUGAUGAGGAACAGAAGCCUAAGAAAGUUUUGCCCAUCACAAGAUCCAGCAGUGCUUCGAAUGUGACCAUCAAAAAGGAAAAUGCAUACACAAAGUCUACUGUGGAUAAGCCCAACAAAUUUGGCUUUGAAAUUCACAAUAAGGAGUACCAGAUAAAGAAAGAGGAGAAAUUUAAGAAUUUACAUGUUCAAAACACCAACAAAGUAAAGUUUCAUGCAAGGCCUGCACCCAAUUUUUCCAAGCCAACUAAUCCAGUUAAACAGCAGGUUACAAAGAAGAGAAUAGUGGUUCCUUGUCCCUUCAGUUUUGAGGAGAGGAAUAAGACUCUGGCCAAGAAAAAGGAGGAAUUGGUUAAACAAAUGCAGGAGCAGGCUAAGAAGGCACAUGUAUUUCAUGCCAAUCCUGUGCCAAGCUUCAAGCCAGUUUUGGUACAUGGAUUGUCUAAAGAAAAUUUACGGAACAAGGACAAGACAGCAACCAGUUCUAAGGAACUUGUAACAAGACAGACCAAGAGUUACAAUGACCAGGAGAACAGACAGCCUAACAUUAUGAACAACACUUCAAUUUGCGUGAACCCAAAGAAAAAGGAAGUAAUGCAACAUAUUGCAAAUAAUGAAUCUGAUGAGAAAAAAGUUAAAAAUAAUGUGGAUAUUGUAGAUGCUAAAAAUGAGAAACUGAAAACUUCUCAAAAGAAAAUUUCCAAGUUUGAAUUGAAUACCGAUAAGAGAGCUAAGGAGCGAAAUGUAUUCGAUGACAAGAUCAGGAAGAAGGAGUUGGAUCUGGAGAUGAAGAGGCAAGAACUCGAAAAAAGUAGAUUAUUGAAAGAGAAAAUGGAGAGAGCAGAAAUGCGAAAAAUGGCAGAGGUGAAAGCCAGACCAAUGCCAGUCUACAAACCUGUGGUUGUUUUGAAAUCAACAAAGCUUCCAACCUGUCCACACAGUCCUGCAUGGGGAAAUAGACCCAAACCAAAAAGUAUUUCUUAA